Staurois parvus is the source of this 312-nucleotide messenger RNA. NCBI's taxonomy places the organism in Eukaryota, Metazoa, Chordata, Amphibia, Anura, Ranidae. The record is from the annotation of a GenBank genome assembly.
AUAUAGUGAAUGCAGGGUCUGGGUAGACCAGAUAUAGUGAAUGCAGGGUCCGGGGAGACCAGAUAUAGUGAAUGCAGUGUCCUGGGAGACCAGAUAUAGUGAAUUCAGGGUCCUGGGAGAGAUCAGAUAUAGUGAAUGCAGGGGUCCUGGGAGACCAGAUAUAGUGAAUGCAGGGUCCUGGGAGACCAGAUAUAGUGAAUGCAGGGUCCUGGGAGACCAGAUCUAGUGAAUGCAGGGUCCUGGGAGACCAGAUAUAGUGAAUGCAGGGUCCAGGGAGACCAGAUAUAGUGAAUGCAGGGUCAGGGGAGACCA